This is a messenger RNA of Anolis carolinensis (green anole), 4658 nucleotides long. RefSeq lists its product as uncharacterized. NCBI's taxonomy places the organism in Eukaryota, Metazoa, Chordata, Lepidosauria, Squamata, Anolidae. The record is from RefSeq and is a predicted model, not a curated record. The transcript is spliced from 2 exons. Bases 887 to 2230 code for a protein of 447 amino acids.
AUAGGUGGCACCUGACCCCAAAAAGGAUAUCAAAAUUUACCAAUGGCAAGAAGAUUAAAUGCUGAAAAUGUGGAAGAGGUGAAGGAUCAUAUUUACAUAUGUGGUGGUCUUGUGAGAAGGUAAAACCGUACUGGAGGGAAAUCCACGACAAAUGUCAAAAAAAUUUAAAGAUAAAAAUACCACUACUUCUUUCUAUUGGGCAUGACGAAUAACCAAUGGGGAAAGAAUGAAGAUAAAAUCUUUACACACUUAACAACAGCUGCCAGAUUGGUUCUUGCAAAUUAUGGAAACAGAAAUUAAUACCAAAAGUGGAAGAAUGGAUAAAAAGAAUAUGGGAUAUAAUGAAUAUGGACUACCUAACGUUCCUGCUAUCAACAACACAAAAUACGCCAAAAAAAAGGAUAGAUUGGACACCGGUAAAGGACUGGAUGAAGAAAGAAAAAGUUAGAAUAUUGUUAUAAAGCCCUUAACACGAAGGAGAAGUCAACUGUCGACACACUGUCAGGAUGCAAUAAAGAACAGCAUCCUCAAAGCUGUUCUUUUCGCAACCUGACUACAAGAGGACAGAGGAAGGAGACCAUUUGGCGGGGAAGGCUGAUUUAUGACAGGGUCUGGUCUUCAAACGUGGGAAAGGACAAAAGAAAAGGGAGGGGUGGAUGGAGAAGAAGGAGGGGGGAGGCAACAACCCAAUAUACUGAGGGGAAAAGCGGAAGAGGGUCAGUAAAAGCUUUUGCAGUCAUCUUGGCAAGGCGGAUUCAAUAAAGUUUUCCAUAGUGACCAGCUGUGUGAGCCUAUUUUUGUAUCCUACACCUUCCAGGAACGGACAUUAAGCUUUUACUCCUUUUUUUCGGCUCAUCCCGUGAGGAAAGGUCUCUCCGGUGAGAGCAUGAACCCUGAUGGAGGAGAAACCCUGAAGGAAUUCCUCUUCCUGGAAGAGAAACAGGCGAACCCACGAGGUGCAGAUGAGCUGAGAGAGGAAAGGAACCCAUUGCCAGCGUUGAGCGAAGGGGGGACAGACCCCUUGGACCCGUCGUGGAAGCCGCUGACCUCCACCCAGUUACCCGUGGGCAGGGGAGUGACGGUGAGACGGAAGAUCCAGAUGAGAGACGAUUGGCAGCGAGACAGAGAGGGAGCCCCGGAGACGAGAAGGAUGGAGAGGAGAUUAGAUGCGAUGGAGAAAAUGUUUGAAACUUUCUCUCGACAGAUGGAUCUGAUGCAGCGGCAGGUAAACGAGUCCUGGAGGGCGACAGUCGAGCAACGGGAGCAGAGGAGAGGGCUGCCCGGGAGAGGCACUGAGCCCCGUCCCUUUGCCGGGGAGGGUCCACAGGAUUAUGAUGACGAGAUGCCUUGGCAGGGGACAUCAGUUUUCCCCACGGGCCUGUCGGGAAGGAGCCAAAUGCCUGGGAAGGGAGAAUUUCGGGUGAAGUUCAACGGGGACCCCAAACAGCUGUCUUAUUUCAUUACAAACGUAAGACACUUCAUGGAGGAUUUUGGGGACCAAUUCCCUUCAGAAAGCGCAAAAAUCCACACUGUCGGGGCAAACUUGAAAGAAGCAGCUGCAGACUGGCUAAUGCAGAUGUAUGAUACCGGUGCCCGGGAGCUGGCCUGCCUGGAGGAUUUCCUAAGAGCCCUCCGUGAGAGAUUCGAAGACCCUUUGGCAGAGGAGAGGGCGAAGGCCCAACUCAAAAGGAUAUACCAGGGAGGAAGGACAGUGUCAGAAUACGCCCUGGAAUUUAAAGCCACAGCGGGGAAGAUUAGAGACUGGUCAGACACCACCAAACUGGAAUAUUUCAGGGCUGGUUUACACUCUGAAGUGCUUGAGUGGGCUCUACACAGAGGAAAUCCAAGAGACUUGGAGGACUGGAUUUUGCUGGCAGGGUGCGUGGAGGUGGACCAACAGCAAAUCCCUCGUCAUCCAAGGGAGAGCAGCAGAUUCAAACCCCCAACAGCAACACGGCGCUUCUCCCCUCGUCGCGGAAGGUCGAUCAGCAGAGAGAGGAGAGCAGGCCUGCUUCUCUUGCGGCCGCGAGGGACAUUGAGCGGCAGAGUGUCCGAAAGGGACAGGCGUGGAGACAAAAGGAGAGAGGCUUCACAGCCAGAAGCCGCCCCAUCAGAACUCCAAACUAGCAAAAGGGAAAGCUGCCAUGGCAACGGAAACGGCUUUAGCCCCAGGGCAGCUUCAGGCAGAAGAGAUGGAGGAAGCGGAGGAUAUGGAGUUACCGGGAAAUGACCGGGAUCUGUUUUGAACGCCCGGAAACAGAUCGAACCACCAGAGGGCGACGGGGUGAUUGGUUUGGAGAGGCGCCAAAAUUCUGUUCGCCUACACUUGAAAAAUACCUAGGGCCGGCUCUGCCUCCAUGGGUGGUCAUGUCGCAGAAGGUUUGAUAGAUCUCACCUUCUUCCGUUUCCAGGAAAUACAACCCAUCUGUAGGAGGAAACCAAAGUCAAUAGACAUUACAAUUUUGAUACAGUUGAGUCUCACUUAUUCAACGUUAUGGAUUAUGCAAUGCAUUUUUGUAGUCAAUGUUUUCAAUGCAUUGUGAUAUUUUGGUGCUAAAUUUGUAAUUACUACAUAGAAUUAAUGUGUAACGAACUACUUUUUCUGUCAAAUAUGUUGUAUAUCAUGAUGUUUUGGUGCUUAAUUUGUAAAAUCAUAACCUAUUUUGAUGUUUAAUAGGCUUUUUCUUAAUCUCUCCUUAUUAUUCAACAUAUUCGCUUAUCCAACGUUCUGCUGGCCUGUUUAUGUUGAAUAAGUGAAAAUCUACUCUGCAGCAAAAUUGCUAAUUGCAAAAAAUUUGGAAAGAAAAAAAAGAAAUCCAAUUAAAAGUGGUAUAGGGAAAUCUGGAACAUAGCUAUUAAUGAUAAGCUGACAUAAUAUUAAAAUUAAAAAGGGAAUAUCAAAACAGAUUUUUGGAAAAUAUGGGGAAAAUUAUUGAGUAUAUUUUUAAUAAGGGGUGCAAGCCAGCAACAGAGGCAAGAUAUAAGAAGAAGAAGAAGAAGAAGAAGAAGAAGAAGAAUGUCUGAUGUAAUUUAAUAACUUUUUAAUUGAUUCACAAUGUAUUGUACAAUUUUAUAUAUGUGUUUUAUUGUAAGCCGCCCUAAGUCCCCUAUUGGGUGGAUAUAUUGUAAUAAAUAAAAAUAAAUAAAGGUGUUCGACUUGUGAUUUUGUGAAACGAAAUCCAGCAUAUCUAUCUUGUUUGCUGUGUCAUACAAUAAUAAUAACAAUAAAAACAUGUAUAAUUAGAUAAAAAAAGUUGUUGUAAUGGAAAAGUCCAAAACUGAUAAGAAAUAUGCUUUAAAAUGUUUUUUUGAUUUGAUUUUUCUUUAUUGUUGAUUGUAUACAAUAUGAUAUGUUUAAGAUGCUGUAAAAUGAUAUAUACUUAUAAAACAUGUAUAAGUAGAUAAAAAAGUGUGUAGUAGAGAGAGAUGUAGUAAAGUUGUAAUGGAAAAGUUAAAAACUGAUAAGAAAUAUGCUUAAAGAUAUUCUUGAUUUUUUACCGUCGAAUUAUAUACAAUAUAUGUUUAAGAUGCUGUAAAAUGAGGAAUGUAAACAUACAUUUUGACUGAUAAAUAAAAAAAUACCUUAAAUAAAUAAAUAAAUAAAUAAAAUAAAAUAAACAACUUUAUGCCUAUCCAUACCACGCAAUGAAUGGCGUUAAAAUCAGAAUUUUGUCUGGCUUUGGAUGAUCCAUGGAGGGAAAGAUGUUGGAUCUGCAUUACUAUCUUAACCAGCCCUCCAAAAUUUUGGGGUUUUAGAGUACCAUAUAUAAGCCGACCCAAAUAUAAGCAGAGGCACCUAAUUUUACUCCAAAAAACUGGGAAAACAUUGACUCCAGUAUAAGCCGAGAGUGGUAAAUUUCAGAAAUAAAAAUAGAUACUGCAAAGAUGUCAGGAAGGGGGAGAAAUCUUUUUUUUUAAUCCCACCUCUGACACCAAUUGGGGAGAUGUGGAGUUUCUAUUAAUUAUAUUUUAUAUUAUCGCUGCCACCACUUAUUAAAGAUGUUUUUAUUUUAAACGCUGCCACCAGAGGUAAAGAUGUUUAUAAUGCAGCUACCAGAUGUUAAGGGGAUUAUCCACUCUUGCCAAAACUAUUGGAAGAUGUAGCCACUAGCUACUUAGAGAGUGUGAUAUACUGUGCCUUUAAGCCACACUCUCUAGUUGUUACAGCUGUAAUGUAUUUUACUACUGAUGGUUGGGAUAUAUAGUUUUGUGCACCCAAAGCCUCAGGAGCCUUCCUAGUGUUUGAAUAAACACCUUUGCUACAAGACUCUGCUGGCUGGUGAGCUUGUUUCACACGAAGAAUACUACAGACUUUUUAAAAUUUAUCUUUUUUCUUUCUGGUUUGCUUUUGAUGGUAAAAUAGAUGACAGAAGCUGAGAUGUUAAAAAAGACCAAUAACACGUUUAUUGAGGCACAAGCUUAAUGGUUACAAUUACUUUUUAGAAGUACGUUGAAUAACAGUUGCAAAGCUGUAUUAAGAUGUUUCAAACUUUAAAAUUCCACUUCUUUCUCUACUGCUUUAACUGCAGUCACCCUGUGAAUUUCAGUCACAGACUAUCUGUUCCUUAUCUGGAAACAGACUACCUUAAAAUAAGUCACCAAACUUAUUUUAAACUGACUCAAAUAAGCACCUGAGUCUCCCUGAUCCUCCAACUGAG